CCCAGGAUGACCACGCUGGCCGGAGCCAUGCCCAGGAUGAUGCGGCCGGGCCCAGGGCAGAACUACCCGCGCAGCGGCUUCCCUCUGGAAGUGUCCACUCCCCUCGGCCAGGGCCGCGUCAACCAGCUCGGUGGUGUAUUUAUCAACGGCAGGCCACUACCCAACCACAUUCGCCACAAGAUCGUGGAGAUGGCCCACCACGGAAUCCGGCCCUGCGUCAUCUCCCGCCAGUUGCGCGUGUCCCACGGCUGCGUCUCUAAGAUCCUGUGCAGGUACCAGGAGACCGGCUCCAUCCGUCCCGGUGCCAUUGGUGGCAGCAAACCCAAGCAGGUGACAACGCCUGACGUGGAGAAGAAAAUUGAGGAAUACAAAAGAGAGAACCCGGGCAUGUUCAGCUGGGAAAUUCGAGACAAAUUACUCAAGGACGCUGUCUGUGAUCGAAACACUGUGCCCUCAGUGAGUUCCAUCAGCCGCAUCCUGAGGAGUAAAUUCGGGAAAGGCGAAGAGGAGGAGGCUGACCUGGAGAGGAAGGAGACAGAGGAGAGCGAGAAGAAGGCGAAACACAGCAUCGACGGCAUCCUGAGCGAGCGAGCCUCAGCACCCCAAUCGGAUGAAGGCUCCGACAUUGACUCCGAACCAGAUUUGCCCCUGAAGAGAAAACAACGCAGGAGCCGAACCACCUUCACAGCAGAACAGCUUGAAGAACUGGAAAGAGCUUUCGAGAGAACCCACUACCCUGACAUUUAUACCAGGGAGGAGCUGGCACAGAGGGCGAAGCUCACGGAGGCCCGAGUACAGGUUUGGUUUAGCAACCGCCGUGCAAGAUGGAGGAAGCAAGCUGGGGCCAAUCAACUGAUGGCCUUCAACCAUCUCAUUCCGGGGGGGUUCCCUCCCACCGCCAUGCCGACUCUGCCAACAUACCAGCUGUCGGAGACAUCUUACCAGCCCACAGCUAUUCCGCAAGCCGUGUCGGAUCCCAGCAGCACCGUUCACAGACCUCAGCCUCUUCCUCCGAGCACAGUACACCAAAGCACUCUUCCUUCGAACCCAGACGGCAACACUGCCUACUGCCUCCCCAGCACCAGGCAUGGAUUUUCCAGCUAUACAGACAGCUUUGUGCCUCCGUCUGGGCCCUCCAACCCCAUGAACCCCGCCAUUGGCAAUGGCCUUUCACCUCAGGUAAUGGGACUCCUGACCAACCACGGUGGUGUGCCCCAUCAGCCCCAGACCGAUUAUGCUCUCUCCCCUCUCACCGGGGGCCUGGAACCUACCACCACGGUGUCGGCCAGCUGCAGUCAGAGACUAGACCAUAUGAAGAGCUUGGACAGUCUGCCAACGUCUCAGUCCUACUGUCCACCCACCUACAGCACCACGGGCUACAGUAUGGACCCCGUCACCGGCUACCAAUAUGGGCAGUAUGGACAAAGUGCCUUUCAUUAUCUCAAGCCUGAUAUCGCGUAAGUGAACUGUCCACUUGGAGCUCGAACUGGCCUUGUUUCCGGUCUCCCCAGCCUACACAUGAAGAAUCUCCUCAGAAAACAAAAAUCAGCUUUUUUGGGGGGCAGUCUCGACAGGAGACCAAGAAGAGUGGUUUUUUUUCUUUUUUCCCCCCUCCGGUAGUUGGUCUCAAAUUCUUUUGAACAUGUUGGACAAACGCGAUGGAAGAAAGGAAGGCCUGGAACCGUAAAAAGACAAACACAACAUUUGAAGGCAAUGAUUUAACAUGGCUACAUAUCAAAUACCCCAACUCUUCCGUGCUGAUGAUCAAGGAGCUAAAACAUUCCAUUUGUGUGUGCGUGUGCGUGUGUGUGUGUGUGUGUGUGUAUGUGUAUGUGUGCGUGAGAUUUAUCUGGACUGG
Messenger RNA from Prionailurus viverrinus (fishing cat), 1858 nucleotides. It is a transcript of the gene PAX3, whose product is annotated as paired box 3. NCBI's taxonomy places the organism in Eukaryota, Metazoa, Chordata, Mammalia, Carnivora, Felidae. The transcript is spliced from 9 exons. Gene Ontology annotation, biological process: regulation of transcription by RNA polymerase II; anatomical structure development. Gene Ontology annotation, molecular function: RNA polymerase II cis-regulatory region sequence-specific DNA binding; DNA-binding transcription factor activity, RNA polymerase II-specific. Bases 7 to 1461 code for a protein of 484 amino acids. The record is from RefSeq and is a predicted model, not a curated record.